This is a messenger RNA of Passer domesticus (house sparrow), 3187 nucleotides long. It is a transcript of the gene PDIA5, whose product is annotated as protein disulfide isomerase family A member 5. Gene Ontology annotation, biological process: protein folding. The record is from RefSeq and is a predicted model, not a curated record. Gene Ontology annotation, cellular component: endoplasmic reticulum. Lineage: Eukaryota; Metazoa; Chordata; Aves; Passeriformes; Passeridae. Gene Ontology annotation, molecular function: protein disulfide isomerase activity. The transcript has 19 exons. The coding region runs from base 457 to 2019 and encodes 520 amino acids.
GGCCAGCACAGACAACAGCAUCUCUACGUCCUUCCCUUCAAAAUUUAGCAAUUUAGCCGCGUUUUGGCUGAGAUACCUGAGGAGAAUGCUGGGAUUGUCCUUCACGCAGAAGAGGUGCAUGGGUUUUGCUCUCCAAAGCCCAGGUGGAGACGUCAGCCCCCCCGGAUCACAUGACAUGUAAAUCCUUGUGGUUGUGCAGGGAACCUGUGGUUGAACUCUUCAUUGAAUUCAGAUCUCUGCCCUCUUCACAAGCUCAUAGUUCAACACUUUCCUGAUGAUACAGUAAAGGGGACUUGUUAAUGUCAACGUCAUUCAGUUUUCAUCAUCACCACUUGAAGUGAUCAGUCAGCUGUGUGGAUCUACAAAUUGCUCCCUUGCAGCCAGCCUCUUAGUCUAUUGCUCGGGUGACAGUCAGCUGCAAGGAUCAGCCUCGAAGAUGCCUUUGAUUUUCCUUUGAUGUUUCUGAGCCAAGGAAGAAUUCAACGCAGCCGCUGGGCGGCAUUCUUGCCAGCAUUUGUGUACUCAUUGAAGGUGUCUCCACUCAUAGAGAAAAUAAGUGAUCACAAGGAUUUUAAGAAGCUUCUCAGGACACGGAAUAACGUACUGGUGCUGUAUUCCAAAUCUGCCACUGCUGCUGAAAGCUCACUCAGAUUACUGUCCAGCGUGGCCCAGGAGGUGAAAGGACGAGGCACUAUAGGCUGGAUAGACUGUGGUGAUACUGAAAGCCGAAAAUUAUGCAAGAAGAUGAAGGUAGAUCCUAAUUCAAAGGAGAAGGGAGUGGAUUUACUCCAUUAUAAGGACGGUGCAUUUCAUACUGCAUAUAACAGAGCGGUCACAUUGAAGUCCAUGGUGGCCUUUCUCAAGGAUCCAGAAGGUGCUCCACUGUGGGAGGAAGAUCCUGAAGCCAAAGAUAUUGUGCAUAUUGACAGUGAAAAGGAAUUGAGAAGGCUUCUGAAGAAGGAAGACAAGCCCCUACUUCUGAUGUUCUAUGCCCCAUGGUGUGGUGUUUGUAAGAGAAUGAUGCCAUCUUAUCAGCAGGCAGCCACAGAACUCAAGGGUAAAUAUGUUCUUGCGGGGAUGAAUGUUUACUCUGCUGAAUUUGAAAGGAUAAAGGAAGAAUUCAAUGUCCGGGGAUAUCCUACAAUCUGCUAUUUUGAGAAAGGAAAGUUCCUGUUCAACUUUGAGAACUUCGGUGCUACCGCAGCAGAUAUCGCAGAGUGGCUGAAACACCCACAGGCACCUCAGCCACAGGCUCCAGAGACUCCCUGGGCAGAUGAAGAAAAUGUAGUUUAUCACCUGACCGAUGAGGACUUCGACAAGUUUAUAAAAGAUCAUUCAUCUGUGCUAGUGAUGUUCCAUGCACCAUGGUGUGGGCACUGUAAGAAAAUGAAGCCAGAAUAUGAGAAGGCUGCAGAGUUUCUCCAUGUAACCAGUGAUAGUCCAGGUGUCCUUGCAGCAGUCGAUGCGACCGUCAACAAGGCUCUGGCAGAAAGAUAUCACAUCUCAGGGUUUCCUACUUUGAAGUAUUUUAAGGAUGGAGAGGAGAAGUACACUCUGCCACACCUCAGAACAAAGAAGAAGAUCAUUGACUGGCUGCAAAAUCCUGAAGCACCACCUCCACCUGAACCUGCAUGGGAAGAAAAACAGACCAGUGUUAUCCACCUGGCUGGAGAAGACUUCAGGGAGUCCUUGAAGAAGAAGAAACACACCCUUGUCAUGUUCUAUGCACCAUGGUGUCCUCACUGUAAAAAUGCCAUUCCACAUUUCACAACUGCUGCUGAAGUCUUUAAAGAAGAUCGCAAGAUUGCCUACGCUGCAGUGGACUGUGCCAAAGGACAGAAUCACGACCUGUGUAAGCAGGAGGGGGUCGAUGGCUACCCCACCUUCAACUAUUACAACUACGGGAAAUUUGUGGAAAAAUAUACUGGAGAUCGAGGGGAGUCUGGAUUCACUACUUUCAUGCGAACCCUGAGAGAAAGAGAUCAUGAAAGAGUAGGAAAGAAGAAGGAUGAAUUGUAGUUUCUGCCUCAAAAGAAGCUUUCCGCUGCACUGUGAAUGGUUCCAGGUCUUUUGCUGAUGCACCUGAGACUUCACAUAUUCUCAAGACAGAGACUUUUUUUUAUAAACAGCCAUGGCCAUUUUGUACGAUUUUGAAAUAAAGUGAAACCACUUGAUUUUUAAAAGGAAAAUAAAUUAGAAUGUUGCCAUAAUGUUUUAAAGAAAACUUAGCAUUUUCUCUCAUGUUGGGAGACUAUGCCCACUGACACUCCUAUGCAAUAUUUUUGUAGUCUGUAGUGUGUCUGUAGGUGAUGUUGUUUGUUAGGGUGAAAUUUUUGUUCCAGUAUUGCAGUACAUGUAAAAAACAAAGGGGAGGGGACACGGUUUGGUUUGGGUUUGUUUUGUUAUGUUUUGUUCAAAUCAGUGCAGGAAAAUGGGAUUUAUAAGACACACAUUUAUUCAAUUGAAGUUUUUCAUUCUUGUGAAAUAGUUAUGUGUUCUUGACUGAGAUUUGGAGGGAACAAUUUUAAGGUGCUCAGGGAUAAAUAAGGUAUCUGAGUUAAUGAAGACAUUAAAAUGGACCAGUUCCAGAUCUGUUAAUUUCAUUUAAAUCUCUCUGGUCUUUAAAUCAGAACUGUUUACAUACCUUUAUAAAAGAUAUUGAGUGAAUUAAGCCACACAUUAAAAAUCAGCAGAGCAUGGGUGAAAUCAGAUUAAACCCUCCUUCUUUAGCAUCAAUACUGUCAGUGUAUCUGUAAGUUAUGGCAGGAAUGACUAUCUUAUAGGGGUACAUAGUUAUUCUUACAGGGUACACAGUUUCCCUUCAAGUUAUGAUUGGGUCAUAUCAAAUAUGUGUUGUAAAGUGUUAUGUUCAACUGUUUUGAGAAAUGCAUAGUACUUCUGGUAAUGCAGUAAUUGUGUGUAUUACCUGUUUACAUUCCAAAAGUUAUCUGCAUUUGUAAGAGGGAUUUUUCCUUUUUGCUCCUUAAGGAGUUGCACAAACAAUCUCUCUCUGACAGUCAUCACUGUAAAACCUGUAUCAGCAGCAGUUGAAAUGUGUUACACUUUUGAUGCUUAAACAAAAAAAAAGUUUAUCUGGAGGUACCUCUGUCUUUGCAGGAGGGGAGAGGGAGGGGCAGAAAGUUGUGAUUCACUUUGAACUAAAAAUAAAUUUUUAAAAGGACAAGUA